AUAUUUGGGUGUUCAUUGUUUAAUGAAAAAAUGGAUAGUAUGUGAAAGUGCUGAACUGGGCCUUCUUUUUUGGAGUAUUUCAAAAUCGAACUCCGUCAAGAACAAAAUCAGAAGUAUCAGUGUUACUGUUUCGUUAACUUCGUACGAGUAUAUUCGAAAAAAGGAAAAAUGUUGCUUCGGCGAUUGCCAUGGAUGGCGGUUUCCGCUUCCGCACCAUUUCCAUUGCAUUUUUCCACUCCCAUCUCAAAACAACUCACCUUUUCCCCUUUAUCCUUCUGCUCCACCUCCGACCUCCAUCUCACUCAACAACCACAAAUACCGGAUUAUGAAACGGAUAAUCGUCGUUCGCAGCUUUUGAAGCCCGGUCUUUAUCUCGUAGGAACACCAAUUGGAAAUCUUGAAGACAUCACCUUCAGAGCUCUUCGUGUGCUAAACUCCGCAGAUAUCAUACUGUCAGAAGACACAAGGCACUCUGGGAAAUUGCUUCAUCACUACAAUAUCAAAACACCCCUGAUGAGUUAUCACAAGUUCAAUGAAGCACAAAGGGAACAGCUUGUGCUCAGGAGGUUGAAACAAGGUGAGAUUGUGGCACUUAUAAGUGACGCUGGAACGCCGGGUAUCAGUGAUCCUGGUAUGGAGUUGGCCAAAUUAUGUGUUAGUGAAAAUGUUCCCGUUGUUCCAAUCCCAGGGCCCUGUGCUUUGGUAUCAGCUCUUUCUGCCUCGGGGUUAUCCACUGAUGAAUUUACAUUUGUUGGUUUUCUUCCAAAACAUUCGGGAUCAAGAAGUAAAAGGCUCACGGCAUCGGCACAGCAAACAGCAACACAAAUAUUUUAUGUUCCUCCUCACAAGCUUUCUCAAUUUCUUGAAGAGGGUUCGUCAAUUUUUGGCGAUACAAGGAGAUGUGUUAUUGCUCGAGAAAUGACCAAGUUUCAUGAAGAGUUUUGGCGUGGUACUCUUGGUGAAGCCAACAAAGUAUUUUCUAUUCGUCAACCAAAGGGAGAACUUACCAUAUUGAUUGAAGGGCAAGCAAAUUCUAAAGUUGAGCCUCCGUCAGACAUCCAACUUGAGAGUGAACUAAGAGAAUUAAUUGAAAAUGGCGAGAGUCUUUCCACGGCUGUCAAAUUGGUUACUGGAAAAACGUCAGUGAGUAGAAAAACUAUUUACUCGCUUGCGUUAAGAAAGUUUGGGAAGCAACUUGAAGUGGAAGGCGAUUCAAGUUAGUGGCAGAUUCUUCCUGGAGGUAAGCCUGAUAUUUCUGCGCUGGUUUUUCAUUUCAUCCAUUCCAACUUCUGUUGGUUAUUGUCCCCUUAAAGCAAAACGCAUUCUGUAAUUAAACAGAGACAGACAUCAUGUAAAACAAUCGAAGUAUUUGUUGCUCAAUCCUUCAACUAGGAUGACAAUGGGCUUCCAUCAAGUGGAAUGGUUUACUAAUGCUGCUGAACAACUACUGAUCUUGAAUGAGUUGGUUGUUGCACUAGCAUUCACACUGUUGCCUUGGCUUCCCAUGGCUCAAAUCUUAAAGGCACACUCGGUUUAUAGGGCAGCAAAUUUGAUUGUACAGACUUUGAUCACUUGGGAUGUUGAAGUAGAUGUAGAAAAAGUGCCCUAGAAUCGUGGCUCAUAUAUUGAUGAGAAUCACAUUUUCAAAUGUCAAAGAUACAUAAUUUUGUUGAAUAUAUUGAUGAAAAAAAACUGAAAGUAUUUUACUUAUUCAAUAUUUAAAUUGGUUGACCAUCA
This is a messenger RNA of Cicer arietinum (chickpea), 1737 nucleotides long. The record is from RefSeq and is a predicted model, not a curated record. NCBI's taxonomy places the organism in Eukaryota, Viridiplantae, Streptophyta, Magnoliopsida, Fabales, Fabaceae.